Molecule: messenger RNA, 1084 nt
Organism: Acanthochromis polyacanthus (spiny chromis)
Lineage: Eukaryota; Metazoa; Chordata; Actinopteri; Pomacentridae
Gene: iah1
Product: isoamyl acetate hydrolyzing esterase 1 (putative)
Exons: 7
Coding region: 132-860 (242 amino acids)
Molecular function (GO): hydrolase activity, acting on ester bonds
Source: RefSeq, a predicted model, not a curated record
CACGGACGGUUUUUAAUGUGACACAACUGACGCCACCAUCAAAAUAAAAGCUCGCCCAGCGUAUAGCGAAAGAAGUCGUACUACAGCGUACUUCAGCUAUUAUAUCAGCACACAGGACAUUGAACUUCACCAUGUCUAAGUUCACCUCAGUGAUCUGGCCUAAAGUGAUUUUAUUUGGUGACUCCAUCACGCAGUAUUCAUUCCAAGUCAAUGGGUGGGGUGCAGAAAUUGCCAACAAACUUGCAAGAAAAUGUGAUGUUGUAAACAGAGGACUGUCUGGCUACAACUCCAGAUGGGCCAAGAUUAUUCUGCCUCGCUUCAUUAGUAGCCAAAACUCUGAAGACAAGAAGAUAGCAGCUGUGACCGUCUUCUUUGGAGCCAACGACUGUUCAUUGGAAGAUAAGAACCCACAGCAGCAUGUCCCUCUGCAGGAAUAUUCAGAGAACCUGAAGGAGAUCAGCAGGUUUCUGACUUCAGCCGGCGUCUCAGCAGACAGAGUUAUCUUCAUCACACCUCCUCCUGUUCAUGAGCCAGCCUGGGAGAAGGAGUGUAUCCUUAAAGGGUGUUCUCUCAAUCGCCACAACUCUGUCGCGGGGCAGUAUGCACAGGCGUGUGUCCAGGCAGCGGGUCAGUGCGGUUCAGACGUCCUGGACCUCUGGACACUCAUGCAGAAAGAUGGACAGGACUACACAGUCUACCUCUCUGAUGGGCUGCAUCUCUCAGAAAAAGGAAACCAGUUUGUAGCCGAACACCUCUGGGGGCUGCUGGAGAGCCGUCUGUCCGACCUGCCCUUCAUCCUGCCCUACUGGGGAGAUGUGGACCCUAAAAGCCCCGAGAGCAGCCUACUAUGUGAUCAGUGAAGAAGAGAACAUUUAAUUGGAUAUUAAUCCUUUAAGAUACGGCUAAAGCUGCAGAGAGCCGAACGCUGGACUGCUACUUUAAGCAGCGGGGAUGUUUUAUAUUAACAAAAAUGUCAAAUGCAUACCAUGUACCAGUGUCUAAAAUGAAUAAGGAUUUUUUAUUUUGAGAUGUGUCGGUAAUGCACUAGAACUUUACAAAAAAAUAAAAGCAAAAGUGUGAUUGA